Molecule: messenger RNA, 1391 nt
Organism: Daucus carota subsp. sativus
Lineage: Eukaryota; Viridiplantae; Streptophyta; Magnoliopsida; Apiales; Apiaceae
Product: probable serine/threonine-protein kinase PBL21
Exons: 5
Coding region: 133-1230 (365 amino acids)
Biological process (GO): protein phosphorylation
Molecular function (GO): ATP binding; protein kinase activity
Source: RefSeq, a predicted model, not a curated record
UGUGAGAUCUGCAGGAGCAAAAUCUCCGUCUCUCCAGACAGGAGAGACAAGAAACAGAGAGAUUUUAAAAUUUUGCAACCAAUUAAAAUCUCUCGUCUCUUCUUGUCUCGAAUUGAUUAUUUCUGCAUAAAAAUGAAUUUAUUUUCUUGUUUGAGCCAGAAAUGGAAAGACGGUGACAAUUAUAAUGUUGAUGGUACAGCUCCAUCUCCAGAACCAAAUUCGUUGAGACUAAAAGAAAAUGAAAAUGAAAACAAUGAUGGCAAGAAAACAGAGGCAUGCAGCUACAAAUAUAGUGAACUUGUAGCUGCUACCCAAGAUUUUACAGAGGAUAAUCUCAUCGGGGAAGGUGGAUUUGGAGGUGUAUACAAGGGCCUGUUGGAAUCAGGACAGGUUGUUGCUGUGAAGAAACUUGAUCAAAAUGGGCUUCAGGGUAAUCAGGAAUUCAUAGUGGAAGUUCUGAUGUUAAGUCUACUGCACCAUCCAAAUCUUGUUACAUUGGCUGGCUACUGUAGCGACAAGAAUCAGAGACUCUUGGUGUAUGAGUACAUGCCAAUGGGUAGCUUGGAGGAUCAUCUUUUUGAUGUGAAAUUUGAUAAGGAACCACUUAAAUGGAGCACAAGACUGAAGAUUGCUGUUGGUGCAGCUCGCGGCCUCGAGUAUCUCCAUCUCAAAGCAAAUCCACCUGUUAUAUACCGGGAUUUGAAGUCCUCCAAUAUACUGUUGGAUAGUGAAUUCAAUGCAAAGCUCUCAGAUUUUGGACUUGCGAAACUCGGGCCUGUUGGUGACAAAACUCAUGUUUCAACACGAGUAAUGGGAACGUAUGGAUACUGUGCCCCAGAGUAUGCCAUGACCGGAAAGCUGACCCCAAAGUCUGAUAUUUACAGCUUUGGUGUCGUUCUUUUGGAGCUUAUUACAGGACGCAGGGCAAUCGACAACACUCAGGAACCAGAAGAGCGGAGCUUGAUAGCCUGGUCCCGGCCUUUUAUGAGAGAUCGAAAGAAGUACGUACAAAUGGCUGAUCCGCUAAUGCAAGGAAGAUUUUCCGUCCGUUCUUUGCACAAUGUUGUUGCCAUUUGCGCAAUGUGCCUUCAAGAUCAACCCAUGUUUCGGCCUCAAAUAAGUGACAUUGUCGCAGCCCUUGAAUUCUUAGCCUCCCAGGCUGAGAAGAAGGAUGCACGCCUGAGAAGUAGUUCCCGUACAAGCCUAGACCUAUCAUCAUCCGAAUCCUGAAACUUUCUUAGCCAUAUAUGUUUGUCUAUAUACGACCAUAUCAAUAAAAAUAAAAUCUAUAGGUCGCCUGCAAAAUGAGUUCAAGGCCCUUAUAGCUGUACAUGCCAUAAAAGAGAAGGAAACUUGAUUUUUUGAUCUUAUACUCUGCUUAAGCAGAUCUC